This is a messenger RNA of Mus caroli (Ryukyu mouse), 1403 nucleotides long. It is a transcript of the gene Prim1, whose product is annotated as DNA primase subunit 1. Gene Ontology annotation, biological process: DNA replication, synthesis of primer. The record is from RefSeq and is a predicted model, not a curated record. Lineage: Eukaryota; Metazoa; Chordata; Mammalia; Rodentia; Muridae.
GCAGCGAUGGAGUCCUGCCUUGUUCCCGCCAAUUCUCGUGUCAGUCCUGUCCGGGUCUAGUUCCUUACUUCAUGGAGCCAUUUGAUCCCGCGGAGCUGCCGGAGCUACUCAAGCUUUAUUACCGAAGGCUCUUUCCCUACGCCCAGUAUUAUCGCUGGCUCAACUAUGGCGGAGUGACAAAGAAUUACUUUCAACACCGUGAAUUUUCAUUCACACUGAAAGAUGAUAUUUACAUUCGCUACCAGUCCUUCAACAACCAGAGUGAACUGGAGAAGGAGAUGCAGAAAAUGAAUCCAUAUAAGAUUGAUAUAGGCGCAGUAUAUUCUCACAGACCCAAUCAACACAACACAGUGAAGCUGGGAGCUUUCCAGGCCCAGGAGAAAGAACUGGUCUUUGACAUCGACAUGACAGACUACGAUGACGUAAGGAGAUGCUGCAGUUCCGCAGAUAUAUGUUCCAAGUGCUGGACUCUCAUGACAAUGGCCAUGCGCAUCAUAGACCGGGCAUUGAAGGAGGACUUUGGAUUUAAGCACCGCCUCUGGGUCUAUUCAGGAAGGAGAGGUGUGCACUGUUGGGUCUGUGAUGAAUCCGUUCGAAAGCUGUCCUCUGCUGUGCGCUCCGGGAUUGUGGAGUACCUGAGUCUUGUAAAGGGUGGUCAAGAUGUUAAAAAGAAAGUUCACCUAAAUGAGAAAGUUCAUCCUUUUGUCAGAAAAUCUAUAAACAUAAUUAAAAAGUACUUUGAAGAAUAUGCCUUAGUCGGCCAAGAUAUUCUUGAAAAUAAAGAAAACUGGGAUAAGAUUUUAGCCCUUGUUCCUGAGACAAUUCAUGAUGAGCUGCAAAGAGGGUUUCAGAAGUUCCACAGUUCACCUCAGCGCUGGGAACACCUGAGGAAAGUGGCCAACUCAUCUCAGAAUAUGAAGAACGAUAAGUGCGGCCCCUGGCUGGAGUGGGAGGUCAUGCUCCAGUACUGUUUCCCACGCCUGGAUGUCAACGUCAGCAAGGGAAUCAAUCACUUACUGAAGAGCCCUUUCAGUGUUCAUCCCAAGACAGGUCGGAUUUCUGUGCCUAUCGAUUUUCAUAAAGUGGAUCAAUUUGAUCCAUUUACUGUUCCAACUAUAAGUGCCAUCUGCCGGGAAUUGGAUAUGGUUUCCACUCAUGAGAAGGAAAAGGAGGAGAAUGAAGCUGACGGUAGACACAGAGUCAGAGAUUAUAAGAAGACCAGUCUAGCACCAUAUGUGAAAGUAUUUGAACAGUUUCUUGAAAACCUGGACAAAUCCCGGAAAGGGGAACUUCUCAAGAAGAGUGAUUUACAAAAAGAUUUCUGAAGAAAACAGCUCCCAUCAAACCAACGUGAAUGCCUUCUACCUUCAACCAUGGAGCAUUUAAUAAAUACAGUAGAAUCA